AAAUUGGCAAUGGUAACUAGCCUGCUAACACAACACAGCAGGCGGUGAGGACGAGCACAUCCUUGCGCAGCCAUACUCGGGUUAAUCUCUGCUGACUCGCUCCGUGGGUAAUGCUAGCUGUUUUGUGGUAGUAAAGUAUCUGUAACCCAAGUCAAGUGGUUGUAUUAGCAGUCGCCACUCAUGACUAGGAUACUCGAAGCGCCGUUUAUGCAUAUCUGGGUCGUUGGCAUGUUUUUCAGCUAGCCGCGGCAGAGCUUCGGUCUCAUACAGGGAUGUGGCGGUAGCAAAACAAGCUAACGUUAGUCCCGUCUCUGUGAAGAAGUGAGUGCAAGAAGUGAGGAAACACUUCAGCCAAGCGUGAGUUCUCGUUUUUGUUUAUGUUCAUUGUAAUUCCGGGGUGGAUGACACGAGGGCGAACCUGACAAUCCUUGAACACAGCUGAACUGAAACUGGGAAUAUCGAUAACAGAUCGAAGGGAUUAUUUUUGUGUCUAAGUGGAUUUUGGCCUCCUGUUCAGGACCGUCGUGGGAACACAGUGAGUGUUUUGACAUUGAGUGAGCCCACUCCCUCAAAAUAUCCUCUCUCUCGUUGACCUUCGCCCUCCGAUGCGGAGAUUUCAGUAGAACCGGCAACCAAAUCCCCCACGGCGGCCGGACAUGCUGAAGUGUAUCCCCCUGUGGCGCUGCAACCGCCACGUCGAGUCGGUGGACAAGCGACAUUGCAACUUGCAGACAGUCCCUGAUGAGGUAUUCCGCUAUAGUCGCAGCCUGGAAGAGCUUCUCCUUGAUGCCAACCAACUCAAAGAGCUACCAAAGCCUUUUUUCAGACUACUGAACCUACGGAAGCUCGGCCUGAGUGACAAUGAGAUCCAGAGACUCCCUCCUGAGGUGGCCAACUUCAUGCAGCUGGUGGAACUGGACAUCUCCAGAAAUGACAUUCCUGAGAUCCCCGAGAGCAUUAAAUUUUGCAGGGCAUUGGAGAUCGCAGACUUCAGUGGAAACCCCUUGUCCAGAUUGCCAGAUGGUUUCACUCAACUCCGAGCGCUGGCUCACUUGGCACUCAACGACGUGUCAUUGCAGUCGUUGCCCAACGACAUUGGAAACCUCGCCAACCUGGUGACGUUGGAGCUCAGGGAGAACCUGCUGAAGUCUCUGCCCACGUCACUCUCUUUCCUGGUAAAACUGGAACAGCUGGACCUGGGCAGCAAUGAACUGGAAGUUUUGCCGGACACCCUUGGUGCUCUCCCAAACCUGAGGGAGCUAUGGCUGGACCGUAACCAGUUGUCCUCAUUACCACCAGAGCUGGGGAACCUCCGGAGACUGGUGUGUCUGGAUGUGUCAGAAAAUCGUCUGGAGGAGCUUCCCUCAGAGCUUAAAGGCCUCCUGGCUCUCACUGACCUGCUGCUCACACAGAACCUACUGGAUGUCAUCCCAGACAGCAUAGGCUGCCUGAAACAGCUGUCCAUCUUGAAGGUGGACCAGAAUAGACUGACCCAACUGACUGAUUCAAUAGGAGAGUGUGAAAACCUCACAGAACUCGUCUUGACAGAGAACCUUUUACAGUCACUUCCUCGCUCGCUGGGCAAACUAAAGAAGCUGACCAACCUGAAUGUAGACCGCAACCGUCUGGGCAACGUGCCCAAAGAGCUGGGCGGCUGUGCCAGCCUCAACGUUCUCUCACUGAGAGACAAUCACCUAGGCAAACUUCCUGCUGAGCUUGCAGAUGCCACUGAGCUGCAUGUGCUGGAUGUUGCCGGAAACAGACUACAAAACCUGCCUUUCGCCCUGACAAACCUCAAUCUAAAGGCCAUGUGGCUCGCAGAGAACCAGUCACAGCCAAUGCUCAAGUUCCAGACAGAGGAUGAUGAGUGCACAGGAGAGAAGGUGCUGACCUGCUAUUUACUGCCCCAGCAGCCUUCUCCGAGCCUAGAAAACCUGCUGCAGAACAGUGUGGAUGACAGUUGGACAGACAGCAACCUGAACCGAGUGUCAGUCAUUCAGUUCCAGGAAGAGACCAAAGCCGAGGAGGAGGAGGAUGAUGAGGCUGCUGCAGAGCGCAGAGGCCUUCAGCGUAGAGCCACACCGCACCCUAGUGAGCUGAAGGUGAUGAAGAAGGUGAUUGAGGAGAGGAGGAAUGAAGCUUACACAUCCAGACCAGAUGGAGAAGAAGAGUCCCCCGAUCCACAGGAGAAACGGCUCAGUGACCUCUCCAAUCAGAGCCAUGACUCCCAGGUGUCCAAUAGCACACUGUCAGCCAACUCCCAUGAGUACAGACAAAAUAUGACUGCGGCCUCACAGAGAGAGGACCUUGUAGACGGCCGCUCCCCACAGGAUGAGGACGAGCUGGAUGAGAUGGAGGUGGAGUACAUUGAGCCCACUGUGCACUUUGCAGAGGAGCCCAUCAUCCGUGGUUUGGAUGAGGACGACGAGGACAACGGGGAAGAUGGUGAGAGGGGCGACGUGGAAGAGAGGCCUGCUUUUCCCGCAGAGAAGCAACGUCUGAUCAGAAAGGACACGCCACACUACAAGAAGCACUUCAAGAUCACCAAGCUGCCCAAGCCCGAGGCUGUGGCUGCGCUGCUGCAGGGCUUCAGUCCUGACGGCCUGAACUCUCCGACACAGCCUGCUGAGGAAGAGCAGGACGAGGAGGAAGAGCAAAGGAUAAGCACCCCACAGCAUCAUCACAGAUUGGAAGAGCUUGAAGACAGUCGGCUCCAGGUCAACUCCAGUCAAGUAAAGGGGGUGUCAUUUGAUCAAGUCAAUAAUCUGCUGAUUGAACCUGCUCGAAUUGAGGAGGAAGAGCACACCCUAACCAUCAUGCGACAAACUGGCGGCCUUGGUAUCAGCAUUGCUGGAGGGAAAGGAUCUACACCUUACAAGGGAGAUGAUGAGGGAAUCUUCAUCUCCAGAGUGUCUGAAGAGGGUCCUGCAGCCAGAGCAGGGGUCAAAGUGGGAGACAAACUCCUAGUGGUGAAUGGAGUGGACCUCAAUGAAGCAGAACAUCACACAGCGGUUGAAGCUCUUCGUAGCUCUGGUGCUACAGUUUCCAUGUCAGUGCUCCGGGAGCGUAUGGUGGAGCCAGAGAACGCAAUCACCACCACGCCACUGAGGCCAGAGGACGACUACUUCCCGCGGGAGAGACGGAGCAGUGGCAUCGCCUUCAACAUGGAGACGACUGCCAGCGGGCCUCAACAGCGGCUCUCCACCUGUCUGAUCCGAAACGACAAGGGGCUGGGAUUCAGCAUCGCCGGGGGCAAAGGCUCCACGCCCUACCGCACAGCAGACACAGCAAUCUACAUCUCACGCAUCGCAGAAGGGGGAGCAGCACACAGAGACAGCACACUGCAUGUAGGCGACAGGGUGAUCUCUAUCAAUGGUGUAGACAUGACAGAGGCCAGGCAUGACCAAGCAGUAGCGCUCCUUACCGGCACCUCCCCCACCAUCUCCCUCCUGGUGGAGCGAGACCUGAAUGCACCAGGGGGCUCUCCAGGUCAAUCCCGGGCACGCGCCCACUCCCCUCCACCCCCAGAACCCUCAGAUUCACCAGACCAGGAGGAGGACGGCCUUACCCUUCAUGGGAACAACCUGAGCCGGAUGGAGGAUGAGUAUCCCAUCGAGGAAGUGAUCCUGGUGAAGUCAGGUGGCCCUCUAGGCCUGAGCAUUGUGGGAGGCAGUGAUCAUGCCAGUCACCCGUUCGGCAUCAAUGAACCCGGGGUGUUCAUCUCAAAGGUGAUUCCUCACGGUCUAGCAUGUGAAAGUGGACUGCGUGUUGGGGACAGGAUAUUAGAAGUGAAUGCCAUCGACCUGCGUCACGCCACACACCAGGAAGCUGUGCGAGCGCUGCUGGCCAACAAGCAGGAGAUCCGUAUGUUGGUACGGAGGGACCCUUCACCGCCUGGGAUGCAGGAAAUUGUGAUCCAGAAGCAGCCAGGGGAGAAGCUUGGCAUCAGUAUUCGUGGAGGGGCAAAGGGUCAUGCAGGAAACCCCUUUGACCCCACAGAUGAAGGCAUCUUCAUAUCUAAGGUGAGUUCGAGCGGUGCAGCAGCAAGAGACAGGAGACUGCAGGUGGGCAUGCGUAUCCUCGAGGUGAACAACCACAGCCUGUUGGGGAUGACGCACACAGAGGCAGUGCGAGUGCUUCGAGCUGUAGGAGACUCUCUGGUCAUGCUGAUGUGUGAUGGUUUCGACCCACAAAAAGUGGCUGCUGUGGAGGCAUCUCCUGGCAUCAUUGCCAACCCAUUUGCAACAGGCAUCGUCCGUAAGAACAGUAUGGAAAGCAUCUCUUCUAUAGACCGAGACCUGAGCCCAGAGGAGAUGGAAAUCAUGCAGAAGGAGUCUGAGAUGGUGAGAGAGACGUCACAGUGGGAGCGAGAAGAGAUGGAAAAAGUGGAGCGUAUGCGCUUGGAGCGUGAGGAGGCAACUCGCCUGCUAGAAGAGGAGACUGAGAACAUGGGCACUGGACCUCUAAAACUUGACUACAAGACCCUGGCUGCUCUGCCCACCACCAGUUUGCAGAAGCUCAACAGGUUCUCUACUCCUGUAAGUCUGACUGCUCCCAUGGAGGCCCCCCUGCAGGCCCAGUACGGAGCCCCUUUAGAGCCUCUGGGCUUUGGCUUAGGCCACACCACACAACCCCUCAGCCACAUGGACCCUGAGUCAUGCCCAAGUCUGAACACAGAUCACGAUUAUCUUAAUGGAUCCCAGUUCUCCCCUAAUGAGACCUCCGCUACUGACAGUGCUGGCUCAUCAACAACCAUUAAUUCAUCAACAUUUGCACCCGAAGAAGAAGAAAGCCUGGUGGACUCUCAGCCUAUCUGCUUCAAAGAGAACCCUUUCUUGGUGGCCAAUCGCAAAGGAAAGGGUCGUCCACUUGGGGAGCAGAUCCUGUCGGGGCCUCCUGUGGGCUACGGGAAGCAAGGCCAGCUUCAGCCCUGGUUGUUCAGCAAGGCACCUCCUUCUGAUUUCACCAGGACAGAGAGCCCAAUCAGGGAAGCACCCUACUCUCCCACGAUCCAACCGCCCAGCGACCACUCUUCCAACAGCUCCCUGUAUGCAGGCAGGGAGACCCGCUUUGCAAAUGUUCAUUACACCUCCACUCCUACUGCUAAUGACAACACUUCAUCAUCAACACGACCGGGUGCCAUCCAGCCAGUCGGGCGCGUGCGGCAGAGUCCCUCCCCCGCCACUCCAGACGGACACAGUCCUAACCCCUUCCAGCAUGGCCCCUCCCCCUUCAACUCCCAGACCUCUCCUCGCGCCCCCUCCCCUACCUCGCCCGAUGAGUUCCCCAUGAAUGUCAAGCAGGCAUACAAGGCGUUUGCCGCCGUGCCUCGCUCACUGGCAGUGCUGGAGCCGCCACAGGACCUGUACGGUGUGAGGAACAAUUUCCAUCCAAAGCAACCUUCUCCAGAGCCUGAGUUGAACGAGGUGUUUGAUGAUGACAUAGAUGGUCAGGAGGGAGCUGGUAAGGGUUUGACCCCCCGGCCCUCCCUCUCACCUGACCGUCGGGAGUAUAUGAGACUGGCAGGAGUGCCUCGCCUCUCCAGGCUGUCCUGGGACCUGCAGAGUCCUUCUCCUGGUGGUAGGGACAGCCCAGAGCAGCGCUCCUUCAGGGACAGACAGAAGUAUUUUGAGAUUGACGUGAAGCAUCAGACACCAGAGAAACCCAAACCUCGAGUGUCUCUUGUUGGAGAAGAUGACCUCAAGAAAAUGAGGGAGGAAGAAGAGAGGAAGUUUGAACAGCGAGCGCGGGAGUACCUGCUGGAUGAAGACGAGGACGACGAGGAGGAAGAGGACUUGGCUAAACAGGUGGCGCAGAUGAAGGCAACUGGCAAAGUGUUGCUGGAUGGAGUGGAGUACAACGUGGAGCCUGUAUCCAGCCCAUCCCAGCACUGUGCCACACCACCAAGUUACAACGUCACGCCACCGAGCUACUGCGGCAGCUCAGGGCCUUCCUCUGUUGAUGGUAAAGGAGAGUCUCAGAGGAAUUCACUGGAGGACAGCUUCAGGCUGGAGCAGAGGCCCAACUCCAUGACUGGUCUGAUCCCAGUGUACCCCGGGGACUCGGCUGCUCCCAUCCGCACAGCCAAAGCAGAGCGCAGACAUCAAGACAGACUCCGUAUGCAGAGCCCCGAGCUGGCUGUGGCCCUCGACAAGGACCUGUCCCCUGCUGAGAAACGAGCUCUGGAGGCUGAGAAGAGAGCCAUGUGGAGGGCAGCACGGCCCUGUGGCCUAGAGGACGAUGUUAGACAGUAUGAGCAGGACCUGGCUAAGAGGCUCUACCAGGCCAGAGUGAGGGCAUCUCAGGGCGCAGCCGAGGCCCCCCAGCCCCCCACCUCUUCCUCCUCCUCUGCAGCCUCCCAGCUCAGAAUGAAGUCUCUGGAGCAGGAUGCACUGAAAGCGCAGAUGGUCAUCGCUAAGUCUCGGGAUGGGAAGAAACGUGGCACACUAGACCAGCUGACGGAGUCGCCCUCGCCCGCCCCAACACCCUCUCCCACACCUAUGGAAGAGCUCAGUCCUCGAGGAGUAACCUCUCCGGGCCGGCUGUCCCUGUCGUCAAAGAAGUUUGACUACCGACAGUUUGCUGCCAUUCCUUCUUCCAAACCCGUAUACGACAUCCAGUCCCCUGACACAGUUGAUGACCUGCAGUUCAUCGACGAUGGCUCCAGCAACCCAAGUGACUACCUGGGAUAAGCAGCUCCUAUUGUGCCUUCUGCGAGCCCUGAGGCCGAGCUACCCACCCCGCUGCCUGCCACCUCAGCCCUGGAGGAGAUGGCCCUGUACAGCAACAAGCGCAAACUGAGGCAGGGCCGCCGCAGCCUGGAAACCGCCAUGCCCACGUAACACCCCACACUAAGAGAAGAAAGCCGAAGACAUACCGCGAACACACACAUUUAGAUGCACUGUGGAACACACGAGUGCAUCCACAGCAGGUGCAGAGUCACCAAACACUACACACGGUGUCAGUAUAGUGAGAUUUACUCUCCCAUAUGUAACCACUGCAGAGACUACGACACUGAUAGUCACCACACGUACACACUCACUUAUAUCCUGCGUGCCAGUCUUGCCUAUUCACUCUGUGGAUGAGUUGGCAAGUUGCUCAAUAGUCCCUCAACGGCAAGAAAGAAAGUGUGGUUAGCUAGGAUCUCCACUUACAGACCAUUCUUUUUGUUGUACACUUGGUUUACCAAGUAGAAACUGAUCUAUUUUAAAAAGGAGGUGACCGAAGUUUUUAGUUGUUUAGUUUUUGCACCUCUAAUGAUUUUACUGUUUUAAAGAAAAAUGCAUACUGGAAGAGAAAAGAAAUGGGUCAUAGCUAUACUAACUUCUUGAAUUAUAUUGUUAGGCUUUCAUUGAAUAGAUUGUAAAAUGUCAGGGGUUUCUUGAGACUUGGGCAGACAGGAGUGUAUAUAUUAACUAAGGAGGGAACAUCCUGCUACCUUCACAAUCCCAAAUUGUGGAGAGCUUUAAAAAAAAAAAAGCUACAUAUCUUUUUUUGCACUGCCACAGAUCCGCUUUUAAACAAUGUAUAUCUUAAUUUAUUGUUUUUAGCAUUUUACUCAAAUUGAAGGCCUUCUAUUUUACACUGUUUUUAACCCCUCCGGUCAUUGUGAGCACAACGAUUCUUAUCAUGAUUUAUCUUUAAAUUUCAAAGAUAGUUAUGGGUCACUAAAUCAAAGAUUUCAACUAAUGAAUUCAUAUCAUUUAUUGUAGCUUUUUUUUUUUUUUUUUCAGAGAGAAUCAUAUCUACAAAUUAGAUAGCUUGGACAAAGUAUAGCUGUUGCACAUCAGUGUCACACCUGUGAUUGAGUGUGCUACAUUCCCCUUGUAGAGAAUAUGACUACACUGAAGGCAGCAGCAUUGAUCAGGCAGCUUUACAGAAACAGAUCACAGUAUAAAAUACUAAAGUUUGGAAACAUUCAUUUUUAGUAUCAUUAAUUAACGGUACUCACCCUACCCUGUUUAGGGUAUUAUUUUAUCAAUGUGAAUCAUUCAUUUCUAACCGUGAAUUAUCUGGGAUGUUCCAGAGUGACGUGAAGGUAGCAGGUGUUUUUAUUUUUCUGUCUAAGGUUUAUUUAAAUCUGACGCCACUGAAAAAUCAUUUAUUAUUGUGUGAAUAAUGUACAAAUACUGAAAGGAAAGCAAACUUUGGGUUUGAAACUGAGCCAGUCUUGACCUAGACCAAGCACGUGUCUGGACUGCUGACACAUCUGGAUUUGGACAGGCUUGGUAUUGGGAUGCUCUCUGCAUGUAUAUUGGUUUGUUAAUGGGAGAGCUGAGAGAGGCAGAAACAAUUAGAAAUUCCUCUCAAGACAUUGGUCUUAUUCAGUUCACUGCUUGACAUACUGUCAGUUUAUGUAUCUGAUGGGUAUUUCUGAAGAAUCACGGCUUAGUAGCAUUUGUGUUAAUUUAAUGUAGGGUCUUCUAAUGAUAACUUUCCAUGUUGCUCUCACUGACUGAAAUUCAGUUUGUUUGAUAACAUUUGCAAUGGCUGAUAUCUUCUUCUUUUUUAACUUUGUUAGGUAAAUCUUUUUUUCAGAUGGGUUUCACUACAUUAUUAAUGCAGUGUUUCAAGUUUUUGUUUAUUCUUUUGUCUUGCGUUCUCUUUGGAGGCUUUUACUUGCAACUAGGUUGGAGGGAAAGGGUCAGAAGUCCUAGGGUCAAGGGUUAGUGCUCAUACAAGACUGUAACUAGUGAAUUUGUACAACCAAAGAAGUCUAUUUUGUGGUUCAGGAAUAAUAAAUUUUACUUUUCAUUUAAGAAGCUGA
Molecule: messenger RNA, 8767 nt
Organism: Sander lucioperca (pikeperch)
Lineage: Eukaryota; Metazoa; Chordata; Actinopteri; Perciformes; Percidae
Gene: scrib
Product: scribble planar cell polarity protein
Exons: 48
Coding region: 657-6692 (2011 amino acids)
Biological process (GO): neurotransmitter receptor transport postsynaptic membrane to endosome; neurotransmitter receptor transport, endosome to postsynaptic membrane
Cellular component (GO): postsynaptic membrane; postsynaptic density; adherens junction
Molecular function (GO): protein binding
Source: RefSeq, a predicted model, not a curated record